GACGGAUUGAGGAUUUGGGAAUCUGAUUAGAGCGGAUUAUGAAUGCUUUUGGACACCAGCCAUCAAACCAACAAACCAGCCCCAUUCAGCACCACAGCGCUCAGGAGCUCAUGGACAUGGCCGUGUACUGCGACAACUUCGGCGUGUACCAGCAGAACCUCCACCACCAUCACCCCCAGAGGCCACCGGUGCACCACUCCAGCUACGGCCUGGGAGAGUACACCUCCCCGUCCACAAACCCAUACCUGUGGCUGAACGGACCGAGCAUCAACUCCUCUCCUUAUCUUCCAGGGAGCAACGGAACAUCAUACAUACAGUCAGGAUAUGGGUCGAACCAGAGGCAGUUCUUGCCGCCUCCCACCGGGUUUGGUGGAGCUGACCUGGGAUGGCUCUCCAUCUCCAGCCAGCAGGAACUUUUCAAGAUGGUCAGGCCACCUUACUCCUACUCAGCACUGAUAGCAAUGGCCAUACAAAACGCCCAAGACAAGAAGUUGACGCUCAGUCAAAUCUAUCAGUAUGUGGCUGACAAUUUUCCUUUCUACAAGAAGAGCAAAGCUGGGUGGCAGAACUCAAUCCGACACAAUUUGUCGCUGAACGACUGUUUCAAAAAAGUGGCACGAGAUGAGGAUGACCCCGGUAAGGGCAACUACUGGACGCUAGACCCCAAUUGUGAGAAGAUGUUUGACAACGGCAACUUCAGGAGGAAGAGAAAAAGGAGAGCUGACAUGAACGGGGGUGACAGCACCGCUCUUCCAGUCAAGUCAGAGGACGGCCCGCACAAGAUCUCAGACACCGCCAGCCUCCUGAGCUCCUCCCCGCCCAGCCUGCAGGGCUCCCCGGCCUCCACGGAGCCCAAGUCUUCCCCGUCUCCAUCCGGCGAGCACAGCCCGUGUUUCAGCAGCUUCGUGUCCAACGUGAACGCGCUGCUGGCGGGCAGCGGCGGCACCGACGGCACUAGAGGCGGGGACAGGGACUUUGGGUCCGGGCAUCACGGGGGGUUGUCCCAGAGCAGAGAGGGCAUGUCAGGACUCGGCUCUUACUCGCCAACUUUAAUCUCUCCUCUGAACUCUGACAACAGCAGAAUGAACUAUUACACAUCAGUACAGAGCCUCUCCAACCCGCUCUCCAACCAUUUUAGUGUCAAUAACCUCAUAUACAGUCGUGAAGGGACAGAGGUGUAGACGCAUAUAUGUAUAGACCACUGUAAAUAUCCUUACCAGUGUUGGACUUGUUACCCAAAAAGUAAUUUAUUACUCUUUAGUCCUUACACAUUUCAUAAUGUUAUUACUCCAUGGGAACAGCCACUGUCACACUUCUUUUCCGCCAAGGUUUAGAGAGAGUGGUAACGAAUUUGUAUAUUAUGAUGUUAAUGAAAAUGACAUUUAUUCCAUCAUUUGUAUGCGUUACCAUCCAUAUCUCUCAUGCCCAAUCUGUAUUUCAGUUUAACUGGGAGUUUCAUUUCCUGGCUUUAAAAUAACACAGUUCCAUUGUGACAUGAUGUUUAUUUGUUGUACAAAUCAAUUCAGCUCACACAUGUGGCCGUGGAGAGAUAGCCUGGGCCUGCGGGCCAUGGCUAGUUCACCUGGGAUCACUUUUUAAGGGCUUGUUGUAGCUGUCCCCCAC
This is a messenger RNA of Myripristis murdjan (pinecone soldierfish), 1623 nucleotides long. It is a transcript of the gene foxi1, whose product is annotated as forkhead box i1. Gene Ontology annotation, molecular function: RNA polymerase II cis-regulatory region sequence-specific DNA binding; DNA-binding transcription factor activity, RNA polymerase II-specific. The coding region runs from base 39 to 1181 and encodes 380 amino acids. Lineage: Eukaryota; Metazoa; Chordata; Actinopteri; Holocentriformes; Holocentridae. The transcript has 2 exons. Gene Ontology annotation, biological process: anatomical structure morphogenesis; cell differentiation; regulation of transcription by RNA polymerase II. The record is from RefSeq and is a predicted model, not a curated record.